This is a messenger RNA of Pteronotus mesoamericanus, 667 nucleotides long. RefSeq names its product NDUFA4 mitochondrial complex associated like 2 (gene COXFA4L2). The transcript is spliced from 4 exons. Lineage: Eukaryota; Metazoa; Chordata; Mammalia; Chiroptera; Mormoopidae. The record is from RefSeq and is a predicted model, not a curated record. Bases 13 to 276 code for a protein of 87 amino acids.
UGGAGAGGCGAUAUGGCGGGAACCAGUCUCGGGACCCGUUUCUACCGGCAGAUCAAGAGACAUCCCGCUCUCAUCCCGAUGAUUGGCUUCAUUGGCCUGGGCAUGGGCAGCGCUGCUCUCUACUUGCUGCGCCUGGCCCUACGCAGCCCGGACGUAUGCUGGGACAGAAAGAACAACCCAGAGCCCUGGAACCGCCUGAGCCCCAAUGACCAAUACAAGUUCCUUGCAGUUUCCACGGACUAUAAGAAGCUGAAGAAGGACCGGCCAGACUUCUGAGCCUGGCUGGGGCACCUCGAUGUACAUGCAGGCACUUCAGCCAGCCUCAUUUCUUCCACCUUCUGCCCUUUCCCUGCCCCCCUGCCCCACCUCUCCCCACCCCCCGCCCCCAGGGGGCCACUCUCGCCACCCUAUCCAGCUCCAGAGUACCAAAGCCUGGUUCCCACGAGGAGGGGAGGCAGCUCCGCCCCCACCCUCUUCCCUUGCUCCCUGCAGCGGAAGCACCUCUGACCCUCAGCUUGAGUCCCACGUAGGCGGGAGGGGGAAUUAAAGAGAUGGGGCAGCAGCUGGAUGGACCCAAAAGGAUCAAGCUGGCCCCUCUGCUGGGCAACAGGGAACUUGCAGGGUGUGGCACAGGCUACGUGUUGCACGUGGCAGUGGUGAGCUGAGA